This is a messenger RNA of Capsaspora owczarzaki ATCC 30864, 3894 nucleotides long. RefSeq lists its product as hypothetical. The transcript has 3 exons. Gene Ontology annotation, cellular component: membrane. Gene Ontology annotation, biological process: magnesium ion transmembrane transport. Gene Ontology annotation, molecular function: magnesium ion transmembrane transporter activity. Lineage: Eukaryota; Filasterea; Ministeriida; Capsasporidae. Bases 58 to 3825 code for a protein of 1255 amino acids. The record is from RefSeq and is a predicted model, not a curated record.
CUCCUUCUUUGGUCAUUGUCUCAGUUCGGCAGCUCGUCGCAAUUUCACACCCACAAAAUGUGCGACUCGGCGUGCGACCGAGUAGCCCACGCUCCGGGCUGUGUCCUCGGCGUCUUGCAGCGUGCUCUUGUGGAUGAUGCAGAGCCCGUCUCAUUGCCCAGGCGACUCGAGAGCGUUGCUGUAGCGCUUGAAACUGCGGCUGCAGACCCGACGACGGCGUCGCGACUGGAGAACGACCUCUGCAACCGGACGCUCGAUCAGGACGGCCGCGACACGGCACUCGCAUUGGCAGUGCGCACGCUGCAGCCGCAGUUGGUUGCUGGGCUGCUUUUGCUGGAGCCGAGCAUCGUGGGAAUUGACUCCAAACUCACAUGUGAAGCCCUUCGACUCAUGACCACGACCACGACCACCGCCCCACCACCACCACCACCACUCCCACAGGACACUCGCGCUGCAGAGAAUGCACUGCUGGAUGCGGCAAGCGGUGAUGCCGAAGCAAGGCUGGGCGCGCUGCUGCAGAAGGCGCGUGCGACCACGACGGCCCAGCGGCAGGUUUCGGGCGUCUCGCUGUCGGCGUUGCGACGGGUCGUGCUACGCGGCGUCGACCAGGAGGCCAACGGCGCAUCGCUGUAUUGUGCUCUGUGCAUCACAUUGCUGCUGGCUCAUUUUGGCCGCGACACGGUGUGUGUGCGCAGCGCGGAUGACAGCGACGAGGACGACUCACGCCAAUUGGACGGCGGAUUGGACGUGCUCGCGCCGUGGAUUGAGCUCGGGCGUCGUGAUGCCUGGCCUGCAGACGCGCUCUCGUUCGUAACAAGCGCGCUGUGUGCACGAGUUGGACCAUUGCCGCCGAAAGUUGGCCCCGUUCGCAAUCCAGAUUUGUUUUUAGCGCACUGGCAGGCAAACCGACUUGCUCGACAGUCCUCCGCAGAACCUCGAAAUCUGAAAUCGGAAGGGGUGCACCACUCCAACGGCUCCUUGCGUCGAACCGUGCUUGUGCACGAAGCACAUGUCCGCGAUGCCGACUCUGCGUCAACUGCCACGAGCAGGUCGUCGAAUCGGACUGGUUCGGGAGACUCGACCGCCCCGCUGCUAGCUCACACCUUUGAGGACGAGGGAGGGAGUUCUGACUCCAGUCGAGGCUCGAGCCGUGGCAGUAUUCAAGCAAGCACCACCGGCAUUCUUCCAGGAUCUGGGAAUGGAGGACAAGAUUCCCUCUUCCCCCCGCAAGACCCGUCGGCAACUGGCCGGUCUGCGUCGACCAUCACGCUUUCCUCGCAACUGUCCGCAUCCGCUGCUCAGGAUCCCGCUCCAGCUCCAGCUCCAGCUCCAGAGCACAGCUUGAACAGCUUGAACAGUCACUUAUAUCCGGCCAAUCCUGUCUCUACAGAGCCCGUGCGGCUUCUGGGAUCGCCUCACGGGUCGUCGUCAGGACUGCCGGAUGCCAGUCGUCCGAAUCUGAUCAUCCCCCGCAUCGCAUCCGCCCUUAGCGAUGCUGCUGUGGAGCCAGCUACGCCGGACGCAUGUGACUUGGACGGCUUGGUGCCUGAAAAGGCUGUGGCCGCGCUCACGAAGGGUGCACGCACGCCUCGAUCGUCUCCUUCCUCGUCACGCACAAACAGCAUUCUCUCACCUGAAAUGAUUGCGAUGGCAACUCUCAAGGUGCCGCCUCGGGGCCCAGAGGCAGGCCCUAGCAACCCAUCUGACCACGAUACGGUUGCCUUGACCGUCCAGGACUCGUCCUCGGAUCCGUUUGCUGAUGAGUCGACGGGUCUCGUCAUGCGUUCGCCCCAGCUUCGAGCAGCAGCAGCUUCGUCGACCAACGGUACCCUUGCGGCGGGGGCGCUCGCUACGCUUGGCGCGGCGCUUUUGGGAGGUGCCCGUUCUCCGACGAGCGCGAGCGCCCAGCCAGCAUCAUCCGCGACACUCAACCGCAAGCCUUCUAUCGGUCAAGCAGACACUCGUGAGGUGUUUGAAACUACCGCCGCUCGACGCGAAAGCGAGCAGGAACGAGAGGAAAUGCAAGACCACAUCGACGAUCGCUUCUUCAACGAAGUGCACAGCUCGACCAACUUGCUCGAGGAGGCCAUGUUGCGCUCCUCGCGUCGUCGCGCUCCUUCCGUGCUACGGCCUACUCACACAGAGUCGGCCAUUCCUGAUGAUCGGCAUGAGCGCCAUGUGAUGGAACUCACGGGGAUGCCGCUCGCGUACAACACGCAGGACGACGAUAUCGAGCACGGGGGAAGCCACCACCACCACCACCACCAUGACCAUGUAGACUCUAUUUUCUCGGAAGCACCAGGCGUACCGAGAAAUGACUCGGCGGCAGACAUGCAACACACCCCGCCGCUGACUCGCGGAUUUAGUAGUCCUGCGCUGGCCGAACAAGAUUCGUUGGCAACUCCACGCCAGCCUCGCCGAGUUGUCAUUCAGGAACGGGUCGAGGCAGACGCAAGCAGCCACUAUGAUACGCGGCGCACCCUCAAUCGCAAGCGGAACAAGGGCACGGAAGACAAGCAAUCGGCCGCCUACGCCGUCAGUCUUAUGGGCCGCUAUCGUGACCAAUGGUUGAUGCAGCUGCUGAGACAAGGCGCCAAAGAUGGAGAUGAUUCUGGCCUGCCUCACAUCCCCAAGCUCCAAACCCUCGACCCAGCCAUGGCAAGGCGAAUGACUGAUCUGCUCGAGCACCAUUCGACAAGCGGGCACCACACGUCCAGGAGCGGAGAGGAAGUGAGGAGCAUUGUCUCGUUCGUCUCGGAUGCACGUCCGCGCCUGGCCGAAUCCCAUCCUCGCUACACCAUCAUGUCUCAGACAAAUUCGACCCGCACCUACGCUGAUUUGAGCGAGCUGCUUUCGCACAACCCAGAUGAAGUGCUCUCGCCGGGAGGCCAGCAAUUUUGGAUUGAUGUUCACAAGCCCACCAAGCACGACAUGCGAAUGAUGGAGCAUGUCUUUAACUUGCAUCCGCUGACCACCGAAGAUGUGCUUUCCGACGACACGCGAGAAAAGCUGGAAGUUUACGACAACUACCUCUUCAUCUGCUUGCACUCGUACUCGCUCAACGAAAUGGACUACUCGCUCAACGACAACGGCCUCGUGUUUGUCUGUCUGUUUGCCAACUACGUCAUCACGUUCCAUGAUGUGGUCUCGCCGCCCAUUACGCGCGUGUAUCAGCGUCUCAAGCGCAAAGCUAGCCACGUCCGCCCUGACUGGGUGGUGUACUUUGUGCUCGACGAGAUUGUCGAGCUGCACGGGCCGCCAGUGGAUGUGUCGGAGGCCGAAGUCGAGUCGAUUGACGACCUCGUGGUGACUCUGAGCGGCUCGGAGCAGGCCGACUUUUUGCGCAGAACUGGCCAGGCACGCAAGCGCCUCACCGAUCUGUACCGCCGGCUGCACCCCAAGCGCGAGAUUCUGAGUUCCUUGCUCAGUCGUCCCAUGCCGCAUGUGAGCAAAAACACAAUGCUGUACUUUCGAGAUGUCUUUGAUCACGUCCUUGGUCUGAUGAUGAGUCUCGAGGUUUCGCGCGAAACGCUCAACACGGCGCAGUCCCAGUACCUUGGCAAAGUCAGUAUCGAGGUGGCCUUCCUCAGUAACGAGAUUGCGGUCGUCAUGAAGCGUCUUACGUACGGCGCCACGGUCCUGCUGCCCCUGACCCUUGUGGCUGGCAUCUUUGGCAUGAACAUUUACCUGCCCUUCCAGCUGGGCAGCGACCAGCCGCUUUCAGACACCUUUUGGCCGUUUAUUUUCGUCAUGCUGUUCAUGGCUGUGUUGAGUUUUUCGAUUGUCUACCUGGUACGACGAAUGGAGACUCGGCUCAGGCGUUAGAGGUUGAGCUGUAGUUGUGCCUGCAGCGUUUUCAUGUUAACUAUUUUUUACAUACAUUUUAUUCUACUG